This is a messenger RNA of Penicillium malachiteum, 1296 nucleotides long. Its product is annotated as FAD-dependent oxidoreductase. The transcript is spliced from 2 exons. Lineage: Eukaryota; Fungi; Ascomycota; Eurotiomycetes; Eurotiales; Aspergillaceae. The coding region runs from base 1 to 1296 and encodes 431 amino acids. The record is from RefSeq and is a predicted model, not a curated record. Gene Ontology annotation, molecular function: FAD binding.
AUGUCUCCAAGAAAACCCGCCCCGAUCGCCAUUGUCGGCGGUGGUCCAUGCGGUCUGACACUAGCACGUCUUCUCGAACGAGCCGGGAUCGACUAUGUUGUAUUUGAGCGUGACACUUCACCAGAUAUGACAACCCGGUUCCAAGGCGGCACGCUGGACCUCACUGCAGAGGGCGGACAGGCAGCAUUGAAGCUCGCAGGCUUGACGACAGAAUUCGAGAAGCUAGCUCGCCGUGAAGCAACGACAAUUCUGAUCCAAGACUCGCAAGGUGGAAAUCAGUUGCGAGCAGGAGAGGGCAAUGAUCGGCCUGAAAUUGAUCGUUUGCAAUUGCGCCGGCUUUUGCUAGGUUCCAUACCUGCGCAUCGGGUUCGGUGGAAUAAGGUGUUGAGCAAUAUAGAGCGCACCGGAUCUGCUGAGGUGGAACGUAGCUCAGCUGCAGAUUGGAUGCUGCGCUUUAAUGAUGGGUCGGAGGAGAGUGGGUUUCGACUAAUCGUUGGUUCGGAUGGGGCAUGGAGUAAGACGCGGCAGCUGAUUACACUCGCUAAGCCUCAGUACUCUGGCAAAAUGUUCAUUGAGGGAUACAUCUCCGAACAUAAUCCCCAGUAUGCCGCGGCUCUGGAAAUGGUUGGCGCUGGGAACUCUGUCUCUAUGGGCCCAGGGCUAGCAUUGUGUAUCCAGCAAAUGUCAAACCGUUCAUAUCGCGUUUAUAUGGGUCUUGAGGCCCCCGAGGCAUUCACUCAGCCUGGUGGAGAAGCUGAUGUGAGUGACAUGUCUAAGGCGGGGGCGACCAUGAACAGACUGUACGCGAAUUGGGCGCCACACCUUCGUGCCAUUGUUGCCGAUGCUGAAGGGCCGUGGCGACCCUGGCCUCUUUACAGACUGGAUCAAGAUAUCUUCUUGCCUGAAUCGCUGAGAGAUGAUGGUAAGGUGAAUGAGAAAUCUUGGAAUCGCACACCGGGCGUUGUGUUAUUAGGUGAUGCAGCACAUGUGACUACACCAAAUGGCGAGGGUGUCAAUCAUGCUAUGAGGGAUGCAAAAGUCUUGUUUGAACAUAUCACUGUUGAACUGGGAAGUAUAGAGAGUGAUACCUAUGAUUUCGAUGCUGAUGCUGCCGCAUUAGAACGGGCAAUCGUUGCUUACGAGGCGCAGAUGUGUCCUCUAGCUUGGGAGAGCAUCAAGGAUAGUAUAGAGUUUGAGGAAAUCAUGUACAAGGAGGAGGGCGCUCAGAAAAUGAGAGAUAUGUUCAUCAACAUGAAGGAAAUAGAGGAUCAGAAAGCUUCUUCGGAGAAGCACUGA